AUGGAUAAAAAGUCAUUUGACAUAGUUCUAGAUGAGAUCAAAAAGUGUGUCUUGACAGACCAACGCAUCAAGGCAAUAGAGCAGGUGCAUGGCUACUUUUCCAGUGAGCAGGUGAUGGAAAUAUUGAAAUAUUUUUCAUGGGCAGAACCUCAAAUCAAAGCUGUGAAAGCACUGCAACAUAAAAUGGUGGCAGUCCCUACAACCAAAGUAGCAAAUAUAAUCAGUUGUUUUACUUUCACUAAAGAUAGACUGGUUGUUUUGGAGCUUCUAGCCUUAAACAUUUCAGAUGCUCAGAAUUACAGGCCAGUGGACGAUCUAUUUCGAACGCAUCUAUCUGAAAAGAAGAGAGCCCGCCGAAUUCUAGAGCAGGUGUGUAAGGUCGGUUGUAAGGCCCCUGUAGCUAUGAUUUCUUCAUGUGGCAUUAUCCCUGGAAAUCCUUACCCUAAAGGCAGACCCAGUCUUGUCUCUGGUACAUUUCCGGGUCUACCUCCAUUAAAAAAAGAGGGUGAAAAGAAGGAUGACCAUUCUAACAAUACUGAUGGGAAAGGAAUUGCUUCGCAAAUUCUCGGACCAUUUAAACCGUUUCCCUCUACUUAUAACCCUCAUCGACCUGUGCCUUAUCCAAUACCACCAUGCCGACCUCAUGCUACCAUCGCACCAAGUGCGUACAACAACGCAGGCCUUGUUUCUAGGGGAGGGGUAAUAACAGCCAACGUUCCCCCUCCCCCUUACAACAGCUCCCAUAAAAUGGCAGGUUACACUAAACCGGGAAAUCCGCAAAAUGCAACACCAGGAGUGAAAAGUGGUCCCCUUCUUAUUCCCCACGGUUCUACACCAUCUACCCCUGCCCCUCCGCAGGCCUCUCCAGCUCAACAGGGUCCUACUACCCCCAUAACCCCUAUGUUUCCUGGCAUGGUACCCUCAAACAACCCCAACGCCCCCUCUCCUGCACCUGCUCCCUCUCCUUCAGUCAUCAAAAGUGGACGUCAGACACCUAGUGGCCACACUACUCCUGGCCUCUCAUCUGUCAUCAAAAACCACACUCCAUCAAACACACCUUGUGGAACCCCAGUGCACUUCCCCAAUGUCUCCAGACCAGGUACUCCGGCCAACUCCCGCUCCGACCAUUCCCAGAACAACUCUGCUCACCAGAAGGCCUUGUCACAGUCCAUGGAACAGCACUUCCACAACGCCCAUCCACAAGGUAACCAUCCAGGGUCAGUGAUUCGUAGCUACACGCCCUCUGGACCUGGAUCUUCCACUCCUCUAAACCUGAACUGUUCCACUCCCGGCACAAGUCACAUACCUUCCCAAGCACAUCUGCUCCAGAGUGCUGCUGGAGCGCUGCAGGCAGAGCAGCAGCGUGCGGCUUUGAGUAGACAUAUGGGGGGUGGCAGUGGUAGUAACAGCCCUGUGCCCUCGGCAUUCAAAGGGGCACCUCGUUCAGGUACACCCUCUGUCAGCUCACUAGUGGUGGGCUCUGCUCAGGCUGCUCUGGCUCGUUCCCUCGGUCUACCUCAGUCUGCUGGUUCACCUCAAGUCUCACUUCCAAAUCCUGUUGCCCUCUCCGGACUCCAAGGCCUGCCAUCCAGCCCUGUGCCCUCUCAUUACCCUGGCUUGCAAUCUUUUCGAUCCCUCACUUCUUCUAUUCCUUCAUCUGAUCCAUCAUCCUUAUCAGCUAUGUCCUCGAACAUUUCUACUCAUCCACCAACAUCCAUGUACACCGGCCUUGGUCCGGGCGCUGCCUCCUCUGCUGGCUCGCCUUUCGGUCUGGGCCUCACCUCCGCACCCUCUAUAUUCCCAGGCCUUCCUCCAGGUGCUAGUCAUGCUGGGUUCCCAGGGCUGGGUGUCUCUGGGGGUCCUGGAGGCAGCCCCGUGUUGUCCUCCUUCAUGGGACUGGCUCCAACAGCGGCCACUUCAGUGGCUUCAGUGGCUCCUCUGCAGGCAGCUGUUGCAGCUGGAGUUCCCUCUUCUUCCCCAGUAUUACCAGGCUUUGCAUCUGCAUUCAGCUCCAACUUUCAACCAGGGUUGAACACUGGACUCCAGCCUCCAGGGGGCGGUGGGUUUCCUGGGCUGCUGUCUUUCCCUGGGGUAACUGGAUUCUCUCCCUCCCCCUCACCAGUGGCCCUUGGCGGUCUCCACAAUCCCAGCAUGCAGUCUGCUCUCCUACAGGCUCAUUCCACACCUUCCUUGGACAACUUUCCUCCUCAACCCAACAGUUUUGCCAACUACGGCCCAGGUCCAGGGGCCCCCUUCUCCCUACAGCCAGUCCAGAACCAGCACAUGGAGAUGGAGGAUCAAAUGGAAAGUCAGAAGAACAGAGGAGUGAGCAAAGAGAACCUCAUAUCCGAACGCACAGGAUCUUUGGGAUGCUGUGGCUGGGUCAUCGUCGUCCUGUCGGCCCUUUUUGCCCUUAUACUCUUCCCGUUCACCAUGUGGUUCUCUGUAAAGAUUGUUCAAGAGUAUGAGCGUGCAGUGAUUUUCAGGUUGGGCCGUAUCACCGAUAGAAAAGCAAAAGGACCAGGUAUGUUUGCCAUCAUUCCAUUCACUGAUCGCUUGGUGAGAGUGGACUUGAGAACGGUUUCAUUUGACAUCCCACCACAGGAGAUUUUGACAAAGGACUCUGUGACCGUCAGCGUGGAUGGGGUGGUGUACUUCAGAGUCAAUGACCCUAUCGCGACUGUGGUGAAUGUGUCUAACGCAGACUUUGCCACGCGCCUUCUGGCUCAGACCACCCUCAGGAACGUUCUGGGGACAAAGAACCUGUCCGAGCUGCUGUCCGACAGAGAGGGCAUCGCACAAAGCAUGCAGACCAAUCUGGAUGAAGCCACAGACGAGUGGGGCAUCAAAGUGGAGCGUGUGGAGAUAAAGGAUGUGAAACUGCCCCUUCAGCUGCAGAGGGCCAUGGCUGCAGAGGCCGAGGCCGCCAGAGAGGCCCGCGCUAAGGUGAUAGCAGCAGAGGGGGAGAUGAACGCGUCACGAGCUCUCAAAGAAGCGUCUUUAGUCAUCGCAGAGUCUCCGUCCGGUCUGCAGCUGAGGUAUCUCCAGACCCUCAACACCAUCGCUGCUGAGAAGAACUCCACCAUCAUCUUCCCGCUGCCCAUAGACGUCAUGGCUCACUUUAUGAAGAAGUGA
Molecule: messenger RNA, 3135 nt
Organism: Knipowitschia caucasica
Lineage: Eukaryota; Metazoa; Chordata; Actinopteri; Gobiiformes; Gobiidae
Source: the annotation of a GenBank genome assembly